CUACAAAUGGGGAUGCAGUGAAAAGAGUUUUGAAAAGUUUUGCAGAUGACGAAGAAACUCACACAAGGGGAAUAAUCAUUUAUGACUUAAAUGGCGGAAGAACUGUUACAGGGAAACAAUGAAAAACUCACCUCGCAUCUUACAAAGCCUCUGCUGGCAGUGGCUUUCCUGGCCUCAUUUGGCAGCUCUAUGCUCUAUGGCUAUAACUUGGCCGUUGUCAACUCUCCUGCAAAGUACAUCAAAGACUUCUACAAUGAGACAUUAUUAGAAAGUCAUGGCUUGACUCCGGAUGGGCAUCUUCUUACCGUCUUGUACUCUCUUACUGUGUCAAUCUUUGCCAUUGGUGGAAUGACCGGAGCACUGCUGGUGAGCAGACUAGUUACCAAAUAUGGAAGGAAAGGGACUCUGGUGAGAUCCACCGCACUUGUUUUUAUGGGCGGAGCUCUGAUGGGCUUGAGCAGAUGGUGCAGAAUUCCUGAGAUGGUCAUCAUUGGGCGUUUCAUCACAGGAGUACAUUCAGGGAUUUCUCUCAGUGUGGUGCCGAUGUACCUCAGUGAGAUCGCCCCUAAGAGUUUGCGAGGCUUCCUGGGCCUUGUUCCCAGCAUUCACAUUUGUCUUGGAGUUUUCAUCGCUCAGGUCCUGGGGCUCUCGGAGAUACUGGGAAAGGAAGAGCACUGGCCUCUGCUUUUGUCUCUUGUGGCGGUUCCUACCAUGGUCCAGCUGAUACUGUUGCCAUGGUUUCCAGAGAGUCCACGAUAUCUGCUAAUAGAGAGAGGAGAUGUGCAUGCCACCAUUGCAGCCCUAAAGUGGUUCCGUACUAAAGGAAACAUUCAGGCUGAGGUUGAAGAGAUGCAGGAGGAGCAACGCUCUUUGUCCUCCAUGCAGACCCUCUCUGUCUGCAGCCUCCUCAUGGACAGCUGCGUCCGCUGGCAGGUCCUCACUGUUGCGGUGGUCAACAUCGGCAUGCAGCUGUCUGGGAUUGAUGCCAUCUGGUUCUAUACAAAUGAUAUUUUUAGGAAUGCAGGAAUCGCUGACCCUUAUAUUCAGUACACAACAGUGGGAACUGGGGCCAUUGAGGUCAUCUCAGGGAUGCUGGGGUGUUUCACUAUUGAGCGUCUGGGCAGAAGACCACUGAUGAUUGGUGGUUUCCUUUUUAUGGGACUGUGCUGUGCCGGAAUCACUGUGUCUGUCCUCUUCCAGCCGCAGUUGUCCUACAUGCGCUACAUCAGUGUGGGCUGUGUUAUUGGGAUUAUUGCUGGCUUCUGCAUAGGUCCAGCGGGUGUGCCUUUCCUGAUCACUGCGGAGCUGUUUAAGCAGUCUCAUCGACCGGCUGCGUACACCGUGGCUGGUUGCCUCAACUGGAUGUCCAACUUCACCAUUGGUUUUGUCUUUCCCUUCUUAGAGAUUGCUACAGGUCCUUUCUGUUACCUGAUCUUCUGUGUGGUCUGCUUGGGAGUGGCUAUCUACACUUUCUUCAUCAUUCCAGAGACCAAGAACAAAACUUUCUUGGAGAUCAGCCAGAUGUUUGCCACCAAGAAUGAGAUCUGUGAAGAAGAGCUGUAUCCAAAUAGUGAACUAAAAAUGGCUCUGAUGAACGGCUAUGGAACCCUCGACUUCCAUGACAAAAAAUAGGAAUUCAGCCAGUUGAAUAGGAGCUCAACCAACACUGUCAGUGAUACAGACGAGGAACUGUCAGAUCAGCUGCUUCGUGCAAAUUGUCACUGCAUACAGUUAUGGUCAGAAGUUUACAUACUCAUCAUGGGCAUGAAUGUCAUGGUAAUUUUGGACUUUUAAUGACUCCUUUGAAUUGUUCUUUUUUUAAGGUUGGAAUGAUUGUAUGGCAAACAUUUUUAAUGCUUUUAGAAAAUAUGAACUGGGGACACAGUUGUGAAUUCAUGUUGUAUUUUUUAAAAUCCACUCAGAAUUAAAAGUAUGCAUACAGACUCAUAAAUAUACAUAUAUCCCCACUAAUAUUUGAUUAAACGUCCUUUAGUGGGUUGGACCUUUUGUAGAUGCCUUUGGUAACCAGAAUUAUGCUUCUGUCAUAACUCCUACUGGACAUUUGAUCUUUCUUCUUGUGUGGUAGAUUUAAUUUAAACUGGUUUCUUGAUGUGGUAAUGGCUUUUAACCAUAGUCUAUGGAGGAGGUGGGGGCUUUGGGAAGGCUAUUCCAGAAGCUUAAUGUUAGCGUCCUGUAUCCAUUCCAAAACCAGUUUUAAUGUAUGUUUGGGAUCAUUGUCCUGUUGAAACACCCAACUGUAUCAAAGUUUUCACUGAAGAAUUUGACAGUAGUUCUUCAUUAUCCCGUCCACUUUGUGCAAGGUACCAGUACUACUGACAGCAAAACAGCUUCUGAGCAUGAUGCUACCACCACCACACUUACAGUUGGUGAAGUGUUCUUAGACUUUGAAAGCCUCACCUUUGCUCCUCCAAGCACACCUCUUUUGGCCAAAUUGCUCAGUCUUUGUCUAAUCUAGCCAUAAAACUUUUCUCCAGAAGGCAUUUGGCUUGUCCGUGUAGGCAGCUACAUAUUUUAAUCGAGCUUGAAGGUGUCAGUUUUGGAUCAUCUCCAAAUUCCUUUGACUUUGCCGUUGUUCUGAAUAUCGGUCAAUCCAAUGAAUGCUGUCAAACAAAUCCUUUUUAUAGUGGCGAAGAGAAACUCCCAGCUGUAGUCGAUCAUGAUCACUAACAAGAAGUUAACAGACCUUGGCCUUGUCAAGUUCAGAGAUCACAGCACAAACACAUCCUCUUCCAAAUACACAUGCAUGCAAACUUUAUAUAGAGUAAUUAGUUAGUAUACCGCUGAAGAAUCUUGUAUAGUAGCUGCACAAGAUUGCUCAGUCAAUUUUUAAUGCUUUAUCAUUUACAAGACACAAAAAUACAUCUGACCCUGAAUUUCUUUUGUCCGUUUGUUCUUUGUUUUUUGCCUAUAAUA
Molecule: messenger RNA, 2934 nt
Organism: Neolamprologus brichardi
Lineage: Eukaryota; Metazoa; Chordata; Actinopteri; Cichliformes; Cichlidae
Gene: slc2a15b
Product: solute carrier family 2 member 15b
Biological process (GO): dehydroascorbic acid transport
Cellular component (GO): plasma membrane
Molecular function (GO): D-glucose transmembrane transporter activity
Source: RefSeq, a predicted model, not a curated record